Messenger RNA from Neofelis nebulosa (Clouded leopard), 5641 nucleotides. RefSeq names its product solute carrier family 26 member 5 (gene SLC26A5). The coding region runs from base 65 to 2290 and encodes 741 amino acids. Gene Ontology annotation, molecular function: bicarbonate transmembrane transporter activity; oxalate transmembrane transporter activity; secondary active sulfate transmembrane transporter activity. Gene Ontology annotation, cellular component: membrane. Gene Ontology annotation, biological process: transmembrane transport. The transcript is spliced from 19 exons. NCBI's taxonomy places the organism in Eukaryota, Metazoa, Chordata, Mammalia, Carnivora, Felidae. The record is from RefSeq and is a predicted model, not a curated record.
UUCUCCCUUAGUGACACUCAGGAAAUGCUUGUCUCCUGCUGUUGAUGAAUAAUUUCGGAGUACUAUGGAUCAUGCUGAAGAAAAUGAAAUCCUUGCAGCAAGCCAGAGGUACUAUGUGGAAAGGCCUAUCUUCAGCCAUCUGGUCCUCCAGGAAAGACUUCACAAGAAGGACAAGAUUUCAGAUUCCAUCGGGGAUAAGCUGAAACAGGCAUUCACAUGUACUCCUAAGAAGAUACGAAAUAUCAUUUAUAUGUUCCUGCCCAUAACUAAGUGGUUGCCCGCGUACAAAUUCAAAGAGUAUGUGUUGGGUGACUUGGUCUCGGGCAUAAGCACAGGGGUACUUCAGCUUCCUCAAGGGUUAGCCUUUGCAAUGCUGGCUGCUGUGCCUCCGGUGUUUGGCCUGUACUCUUCAUUUUAUCCUGUUAUAAUGUAUUGUUUUUUUGGAACCUCCAGACAUGUAUCCAUAGGUCCAUUCGCUGUUAUUAGCCUGAUGAUUGGUGGUGUGGCUGUUCGAUUAGUACCAGAUGAUAUAGUUAUACCAGGAGGGGUAAAUGCAACCAAUGGUACGGAAGCAAGAGAUGCCUUGAGAGUGAAAGUCGCCAUGUCCGUGACCUUACUUUCAGGAAUCAUCCAGUUUUGCCUAGGUGUCUGUAGGUUUGGAUUUGUGGCCAUAUAUCUUACGGAGCCCCUGGUCCGUGGGUUUACCACCGCGGCUGCUGUGCACGUCUUCACCUCCAUGUUAAAAUACCUGUUUGGAGUUAAAACAAAGCGGUACAGUGGGAUCUUUUCAGUGGUGUAUAGUACAGUUGCUGUGUUGCAGAAUGUUAAAAACCUCAACGUGUGUUCCCUAGGCGUCGGGCUGAUGGUUUUUGGUUUGCUGUUGGGUGGCAAGGAGUUUAAUGAGAGAUUUAAGGAGAAAUUACCGGCACCUAUUCCUUUAGAGUUCUUUGCGGUGGUGAUGGGAACUGGCAUUUCAGCUGGGUUUAACUUGCAAGAAUCGUACAAUGUGGAUGUCGUCGGGACACUUCCUCUGGGGCUACUACCUCCAGCCAACCCGGACACCAGCCUCUUCCACCUCGUGUACGUGGACGCCAUCGCCAUAGCCAUUGUUGGAUUUUCAGUGACCAUCUCAAUGGCCAAGACCUUGGCAAAUAAACAUGGCUACCAGGUGGAUGGCAAUCAGGAGCUCAUUGCCCUGGGACUGUGCAAUUCCAUUGGCUCACUCUUCCAGACUUUCUCAAUUUCAUGCUCCUUAUCUCGAAGCCUUGUUCAAGAGGGGACUGGAGGGAAGACACAGCUUGCAGGUUGUUUGGCCUCACUAAUGAUUCUGCUGGUCAUAUUAGCCACCGGGUUCCUCUUCGAAUCAUUGCCCCAGGCGGUGCUGUCGGCCAUUGUGAUUGUCAACCUGAAAGGAAUGUUCAUGCAAUUCUCAGAUCUCCCCUUUUUCUGGAGAACGAGCAAAAUAGAACUGACCAUUUGGCUGACCACUUUUGUUUCCUCCUUGUUCCUGGGAUUGGACUAUGGUUUGAUUACAGCUGUGAUCAUCGCUCUGCUGACUGUGAUUUACAGAACCCAGAGUCCCAGCUACAAAGUGCUUGGACAGCUUCCUGACACUGACGUGUAUAUUGAUAUAGAUGCAUAUGAGGAGGUGAAAGAAAUUCCCGGAAUAAAAAUAUUCCAAAUCAAUGCCCCAAUUUAUUAUGCAAAUAGCGACUUAUAUAGCAAUGCUUUAAAAAGAAAGACUGGAGUGAACCCAGCGCUCAUAAUGGGAGCAAGAAGAAAGGCCAUGAAGAAGUAUGCUAAGGAAGUUGGAAAUGCAAAUAUGACCAAUGCAACUGCAGUCAAAGUGGAUGCAGAAGUAGAUGGAGAAGAUGCCACGAAGCCUGAAGAAGAGGAUGACGAAGUAAAAUACCCCCCAAUAGUCAUCAAGAGCACAUUUCCUGAAGAAAUGCAAAGAUUUAUGCCCCCAGGAGAUAACAUCCACACCAUCAUUCUGGAUUUUACACAAGUCAAUUUUAUUGACUCUGUUGGCGUAAAAACUCUGGCCGGGAUUGUAAAAGAAUAUGGAGAUGUCGGUAUUUAUGUGUAUUUAGCAGGAUGCAGCGCACAAGUUGUGAAUGACCUCACUCAAAAUCGAUUCUUUGAAAAUCCUGCCUUGAAGGAGCUGCUGUUCUACAGCAUUCAUGAUGCAGUUUUAGGCAGCCAGCUUCGGGAGGCGCUUGCCGAGCAAGAAGCCACCGCCGCCCCUCCGCAGGAGGACUCAGAACCCAACGCCACUCCAGAAGCUUAGAGGAGGAACCCAGCUGGGAUAGGGUACGAGCCUCUGGGAAAUUACUCACUUACACAUUUUAAGUACUAGACACUAGACAUCCCCCCGCUAAGGGUAAAUGCUAGUAGUCAAGGUUUGAUUUGGAGGGUGAAUGACGCACAUAGCAAGAUGUAUCUUACUUGUGUUUUUUUUUUAAUUGAAUUAUUUCAAAGAUAAAUUGUCCCUCUUGCCUGCAUUUACUGUGCAGUGACAUUCCUGUUACCCUUUAGUGUUACCUUUAUAAGCCGAGCGUUCCAGAAGUUAUUUCCUUUAAUUGCUUUACGUACCAAUCAUAUAUGCUUUCACCAGAUGGGUAGCAUCCUUACUUUGGUACUUGCUGGUGUACAGACUUUCUCUAAUCAGAGCUAACUAACACAGAAGGGGCACACCCUCAGUUUUCUAGAAGUUCUUUAAAAAUAACCUUUUAUUACUAAAGAAGCAUUAUGAGUGCAAUAAAAAGAAUAGAAAAAAUAAACUAAAAACAUUAUAUUGCUACCAUUCAAAGAUUAUCACUAACACCUUAAGGCAUAUCCUUCCAGAUCUUUUUCUGCGCCCCUAUACUUACAUUUUUUAACCAGAGUAAGAUCAUAUUCUACAUAGUGCUCUGUAAGUCAUUUUUCAGUCAACAAUCCUUGUUUCCUCAUCUGGAAUACUUUUACCUCAGAUCAUAUUCAGGUUUCCCCAGUUGUCCUCAAAUUUAUACUUGGUCUGUCCAGACUAGUAUCCAUUCUGUGACCUACCACUACAACUGGUCAUGUCCCUUCAAGUCCCUUAAGUCUAUCUUAAUCCAGUACAGUCCCUUUUAUGACAUUGAGUUGUUGAAGAGAGACUGGGGCAGUUGUCCUGUAGAACCCCCAUUUUGUUCUUUCAAGGUGUUAUAUCGCUUGUCCCUUUAUUUCCUGAAUUACUUAUAAUCUAAAAGUUUUAUCCAAAAGCUUCAUGGAUUUGAAUAAAACAUUUUUUUUUUUGCUGGAAUAUAUCCUAGAUGAGACACAUGCUUUAAAUCUCAUCACAUCAGAAAACACAUAAUAUCUAGUUGACCUACCACUAAAUGAUGCUGAUAGCCUCAUCCCCCACUUACGUUUUCUCCAUUGUGACUUGUGAGUUUUCUAUCUGGUUUUCCUUUGGCAUCGAAUGAAUGCCCAGUUCCCAUUAGCCAUUCACCCAGAGGUUUUAACAGUGAUAAUCCUUGCUUAAAUCAAUAAUUUUAUUAAGGCUUGAGAUUUUUUUUUCCAUUUCUCUCAUUUCUUCAGCAUUUAUUAGUUGGUGUUUCUUUGUAAACUACAGCUAUCCCUCCUCAACCUGAGCUAUUUGGUCAUCCUUAAAUACAAUCCUUUCUUACUGGAAAGGCAGGUUAAAUGCUUUAUUUUUUCCAUUUAACUAUCAACUUCAAAGUAAGGAGCUGGUUUAACGGGCAAUGACAUAGUAGGCUCUUUUACAUUUCUCUUUUUUUCAGUGUAAUCAUAGGCUCGUGUAUUUUUACAGUUUUAAUGUUCCUCAGUCCAUUAUAAUAAUUCUUUUUGGUGCUCAUUUGUCACUACUGUGACCAGUAGGCGCCCCUAGAACUUCUGUUGCUGCUAAUAGUAAAAUAACCUUAAAGACCAUGUAUUUAAGAAAGCUAAUUUCUUGAUAUAACUUAGUAUCUUCCUUGGAAGUCCAUAAUAGUUAUCAGUUAAUUCUUAUCAGACCUAGGGGGGGGUAAGCCUAUGAAUGAGUAAAAUGCCUAUUUCAGGCAGUCUUCAUAGUUGUUCAAGUGGGGGGAGAACUUUAAGCCAAUUCGUCAUCAAAAAGGUCUUGCUCUUGUAGUUCUAAGUACUACCUCACUCCAAAUCAAAGCACAAGUAUUAGCCAACCUGCCUAAAGCCUCCUCUGCUGAGAUUUCCUGCUAACAGUCCGUUUUUCAAGUAUGUUUUCUUACUGACUUCUUUUUAGUUUUCAUAAAGAAAACACUGCCAGGAGAAAAGUGGGCAGAUCCCAGGAAAGAGUCGUGUUAGCAUGGGUCUAACUCCAACCAAACCCUAUGGUUUGUUUGCUUUAACUCUCAGAUUUUGCAGUGACUUUACUAAUUUAAAGUGGACCACCUCCUUUCUAAUCAGUACUUAAUGGAGAUCUAGAAAGAAAUGAGAUUUUCACCCAGCUACUUCCUUUGCAAUCAUCACACGCAAGAUCAGAUACAUCUGCAUUCUGAUACAGACUGCCUUCUGAAGGAGCAUGUAGUUGUAGCACCUCAGCUUUAGUGGAAGCUUUUGUACGAGGGCCUGCACCAUUUCCGCCACUAAUGCAGAACUUAAAGAUUCUAAACAAUGUUAUAAAAUACUUCAUUGCAUUGACUUUAGCACCCGUCUUCAUCAAAUGCUUUACAUACAGAAAUUCACAUCCUAGCUGUUGAUAGAUUGAAAGUAGGGUACAAAAAAUAGUAUUUAUCUGUAUUUACAGAUUUGUAUUUAACUUUUCUGUUCCUUAAUUUUCAACCUAUUUUGAAUAGAUUUUUACCAUGUACAUAAAAAGCACUGAAGUCUUAAGGAAAGUUUUUUGUUUGUUUGUUUCAGCGAGCCUCUGAGGAUGUAAGAAUGCAUUUCAAAAUGUUUUAUCUAUAUGUAAAUAUGUUGGAAUGUUUUACUUAAAAUUAUUUAAUAUAGUAGAAAAUUUCCUGACCUUUUUUACUUUAAGUUUGCCUCUUUGUUCUUCUUUCUGGAGCUCAAUAGCCAGUAGCGUGUGCUUCCUAUGUGUCUCAAACCCUGGUUCAAAUUCAGUCUCACUGCCCUGUCAAAAUGAGCAUAAUCCACAAUGAUAGAUCUAGGGACUUGGUUGGUCUUAUUUUAUGGCAAUAUGGGACAGCCCUGUCUUCAGGAAGGUCCCAUAUAGAGAAGUUGUCUUUCUAAAAUCCUACAUGAUAGGAUAGUGGUUGAUUUCUGCCUCAUGGAUGGAUGGAAUAUGUAAACAAUUGUGAACCAGGGCCCAGAAAAUUAAUUCAUGUCAUAGAUAUGGACUCUGUAUAAUGGCAGCUUAUAGUGGGAUCCCAUUUGCCAGUCCCAUCUGCAGUGGGACUCAGAGAAACAAGGAUAUGAAUCCUCUGCAAGCCCUGGGAGUUCACUUUAUAGUUUUCAGGUAACCCCUAAAACCCUUAUAGUUUUCAGGUAACUCCGUGUGGUUUGAUCCUGUAUUCUUACCUACUUAACAGAGAAAGGAGGUACCUGCCUCCAAAGGUACAUUUUGAGAAAAUGAGUCUUCCCUCGUGUGUGCAUGGAGUGGGUAACAAACCCAAAGAAUCUGCCCUGGAAUGGGUAGGUGUGUUUUUCUGUUUUGGGGGAUGUGGGGAUGGGGUGGCGUAUG